AUGUCCGGUGUUACGGCAGUCCCUGGGACUGGCCCUGAGGUGGCUGUGUCGGUGGAUGGAGCUAGCGUGCGGACGGCCCGGCGGUCGCGGCCUCUGUCGCGCUUAUCGCCAAGUCCGGUUCGACACGGUGAGAGGCGAAGUCGGUGGAGUCGUGAGAACAGAGGUGCCGGAGCUGCGGUGGCGACGUCCCCAGCGCUGGAAGGAGGUCAGCGGAGAAGGUCCCGGCCGGUCGGAGAGGGCCCAAAAUGGCGGCGAGGAAGAUGGUGCCGGCAUCACCGGAAGAUCGCGCAGUCCGCGCGCUUCUCUUCUGGCUCCACAGGAAAUAACGUUGGCACGCACGGCACGUAG
This is a messenger RNA of Pelobates cultripes (western spadefoot toad), 348 nucleotides long. Lineage: Eukaryota; Metazoa; Chordata; Amphibia; Anura; Pelobatidae. The record is from the annotation of a GenBank genome assembly.